This is a messenger RNA of Trichomonas vaginalis G3, 2133 nucleotides long. Its product is annotated as spectrin binding. The transcript has a single exon. Bases 1 to 2133 code for a protein of 710 amino acids. The record is from RefSeq and is a predicted model, not a curated record. NCBI's taxonomy places the organism in Eukaryota, Parabasalia, Trichomonadida, Trichomonadidae. Gene Ontology annotation, molecular function: protein binding.
AUGACAUCGCUCUUUGAUUACGCAGCAAAGGAUGAUGUUUUUAACCUCAAAAAGCUUAUUAACUCAGGUGCUGACAUCAACCGAACAAAUGAAAACAACGAAACAGCGUUACAUUUCGCAGUAGUCAAAGGAAAUGUCAAAGCAACAAGACUGUUAAUUUCAUGCGGAGCAGAUCUUAACAUUCAGACAGCUGUAUUCGGCGAAACCCCAUUACAUUUGGCUGUUCAACAGAAUAAUCGUGAAUUAAUCAAUUUAUUAUUAGACGCUGGCGCUGAUCCGAACGUUAAGAAUUGCGAUGACGAAGGACCAAUCUUUACAGCUAUUCGUUGGGGAAACCCAGAUAUAAUAUCACUUCUUGCAGAUAGAGGUUGUAUUCUUAACGACGUCAACAAGUUUGGACAGACACCAUAUGGUGUAGCAACUCAUUUCCAAAGUCGCAAAUCUACAAGCGCUCUUGUUAGCUGCGGUGUAACUCCACAGAUUUCAGGAGUUCCAAGUAUUCUUUCACUCGAUAAGAUGAACAAGCCACUUGUUGGUGGAUCUGAAAAGAAGAAAGUUUUCGGAUUCCGCCAAUCACCGCCAGGAAUUUCAGAUCUCUUCGAAGUCGUUUCUACAAAUCAAGUCCAAGUUUUACAAGAUCAGCUUAAGAAAGGUAUCAAAAUCAACGAAGUUGCUAACUUCAACAAAGAAACUCUAUUACAUUCUGCUGUUUUAUAUGGUUCUACAGACUGUGUUGAAGUUUUGAUUCAAAAUGGCGCACUCGUUAACGAGAAAACAGAGUUUGGUUUGGAAUCCCCACUACAAAUUGCCAUUCGCGAAGGCUUUUUCGAUAUAUUCUUCCUCUUAAUUCGUAAUGGUGCAGAUAUCGAGUCAGAAAACUGCGAUGGCGAAACUCCAAUCUUCCAAGCAGUUAAAGCUAACAGAAUAGAAAUGUUUAGAGUCCUUGUUCGUCGUGGAGCAGACGUUAACCAUCAAAAUGUCAGUGGAUUUACUCCAAUUAACUUUGCCGUUCUUGCAUCCAACAAGUUCAUGGUCGAAGCAUUAUUAUUCUACGGAGCCACAUUCCCACAAGGCCAAUUCAACCCUUACAUGUUCGCAUUUAAAGCUGGAGAUGACGAAAUCGCGAACAUCAUACAAUGCGAGAGUCCAAACCUUGCAGAAGAGACACGUUUACCACCAAACUUGUUCCAGAUCAUCAAAGCAAACAACAUGGAUGAACUUCAAGCUCUAAUUACAAAAGGUUUCCGUCUUGACCUUGUUGAUAGCCUUGAAGGUUCUCCAUUGCAUUGCGCUUGCAGAGCAGAUGCUAUUGAUUGCGUUAAAUUGUUGAUUGAAAGUGGAGCCGAUGUAAAUAUCAUUGAUAUUCAGAAUCGCGAAACUCCAUUUAUGACAGCGAUCAAUUCUCAAUCAGAACAAAGCAUCAGAGAGCUUUUGCAGAAUGCAGAUGCCGAUCUCGUCAAUGUCAGGAACAAAGAAGGUGAAACAUCAUUGUUCUACGCGGUCAGAAAGAACAAUUACAACCUUGUUAUGGAUUUAGUAACAAAAGGUGCCGAAAUCAACACUUAUAACAAUAAUGGUGUUACUCCUCUUUACGUUGCAACAGGCCUUAAAUACACAGACAUCGCGAGGUAUCUUAUGGACAAUGGAGCAGACAUUACAUGCGAAAUCCAUCAGUCCAUCAAACUCGCACAAGAUAUGAAUGAAAGAGAACUUGUUGAUGUUUUGUCAUCUAAACCAGUUACUCGAGAUAAUUCUAGAACAGCUCGUUCUGAUCUUCGAAAGUCAAGACUUGGCUCUAGAUGCACAACAGCGUCAACACAAGGAAGACAGAGUUCUUUGACAAUGAGAUCAGGAAAUACAACAUUGAAUAAUAGUAGUACAUUAGCUAAUGCUCUUGCAAAUACAUAUGGAACAAUAACUCUUGGAAGAGAUGAAGAAAAAACAUUCCAACUUCCUGAGAAUUUCCAGGAAGGUUUGUGCGUUGUUUGCCAGAGAAACAAAGCUACUCAGAAGCUUAUUCCUUGCAACCAUGUUUGUACUUGCCAUGGAUGCAUCAAACAGUUCAUCGAGAUGCAGAUUCCUUGUCCGUUCUGUGGCCUGAAAUUCUAUGCUACAAAGCCAGCGGGAGAGUAA